Messenger RNA from Salvia hispanica, 2110 nucleotides. RefSeq names its product Pentatricopeptide repeat (PPR) superfamily protein. Gene Ontology annotation, molecular function: RNA binding; protein binding. Gene Ontology annotation, biological process: RNA modification. The record is from RefSeq and is a predicted model, not a curated record. NCBI's taxonomy places the organism in Eukaryota, Viridiplantae, Streptophyta, Magnoliopsida, Lamiales, Lamiaceae.
AAAAGAUCCGAUUUUGGAGCUCUUAGCAAUUUCCGUCUUACAAAGGACUAGUUUUUCCGGCAAUGCAGUGGAUGGCCGCCGGCAACCUAUGAGGCAAAAAAUAGCACAACUAGUUAAAGAUGGACUGUACAAAGAAGCCAUUGCGCUCUACGCGCAUAACCACGCCGCCUCCAUCCCGCCGACGAAUUUCACCUUUCCCUACAUCCUCAAAGCCUGCGCCGCUCUCAAGGCUGUUUCCGGCGGCCAAAUGCUCCACGCUAGCCUCCUCAAAUUUGGGUGUAUGAAUAAGCACACGACUACCGACCUCACCAACAUGUAUAUGAAACUGGGCUUAGUCGACAGUGCAGCCAAACUGUUCGACGUAAUUCCCCAUCCAAGUAUAUCUAUACUUAACGUUGUUAUUUCCGGUUUUUUACAAAAUGGGCUUUCAGAAGAAGGUUUUAGAGUGUUUCGACAAUUUAGUGUCCCUAACCUUAGUAUCGAUUCCUUUACGGUAGCGAGUGUGUUGUCUGCUUGUGAGAAUGCUGCGGUUGGGAUGCAAUUGCAUUGUUUAGCCAUCAAGAUUGGCGUAGAAAGCGAUGAUUAUGCAGCAACAUCGCUUAUGACGAUGUAUUUAGAUUGUGGGGAGUUGGGUUUUGCUUCGAGUUUGUUUAAGUGGAUUGAGAAGAAAGGCGUGGUUUUCUACAAUGCUUAUAUAUCAGGGCUUGCGGAGAAAGGGAUUGUGGAAAUGGUGUUGUGUGUGUUUAAGGAAAUGAAGCUGUUAUCUGAGAAACUUACUAUAGCUACCAUGGUUUCUGUGCUGUCUGCUUGUGGAACUGGUAGGUGUGUGAGAUUUGGUAGGCAGCUUCAUGGGCUUAUAGUUAAAGUUGGAUUAGAGUUCGACACUAACGUUGGGACUGCCCUUGUAGAUAUGUAUUCAAAAUGCGGUUCUUGGCAAUGUGCGUAUGGUGUAUUCAGUGACAUGGGUGGUAACAGAAAUCUGAUAACAUGGAAUUCGAUGAUAGCUGGAAUGAUGCUAAAUGGUGAAUGUGAACAGGCUGUAGAUCUUUUUUCCCAAUUAGAGACUGAAGGAGGAGGGUUAGAAGCUGACUCUGUGACAUGGAAUUCUAUGAUCAGUGGUUUCACUCAGCUAGGAAAGGCUGAUGAAGCUUUUCUCUUGUUCAGAAAGAUGCUAUCUUGCAGUGCAAUACCUAGUGUGCGAUGCAUCACUAGCUUGCUAGCAGCUUGUUCAUCCCUGUCGAUGCAGAGCUAUGGAAAGGAGAUACAUGCGUUUGCUGCAAGAAGGAAAGUCGUUGAUGAUGUGUUCUUGGCUACUGCAGUCAUCGACCUGUAUAUGAAGUGUGGACAACCUGGUUUAGCCUGCAACGUUUUUAACCAGUUUGAUGUAAAGCCAAACGAUCCAGCAUUUUGGAAUGCCAUGAUUUCUGGGCAUGGAAAACAUGGGCAGAGUGAAGCAGCCUUUGAUGUUUUCAAUCAAAUGGUAGAGCAUGAUGUUGAGCCAAAUUUAGUUACUCUGAGUUGCCUUUUGUCUGUAUGCAGCCACAGUGGCCAUGUUGACAAGGGCUUCCAGAUUUUUAGAUUAUUCACUGUGGGAUAUGGUUUUAAUCCGACUUCGAAGCAUAUGAGUAUCUUGAUUGAUCUCCUUAGUCGUUCUGGAAGGCUAGAUGAAGCCUUGGAACUCCUAAGAGCAACAGAUGAAACGUUUGCUUUCGUUUCAGCUUCUCUGCUUGGCGCUUCCGAGCAACAUAUGGAUAAUAGGUUAAGAGAAGAGAUGGCUCAGAGAGUUGUAGAAUUAGAGCCUGAAAACCCGAUUCCGUUUGUGGUUUUGUCCAACAUAUAUGCCAGACAAGAUAGGUGGAAAGAUGUCCACAAGAUAAGAAAGUUGAUGGACAAGAAGGGACUGAGAAAACUGCCUGGGCUUAGUUCAGUUGCAAGCGCCUAGAAAAAGGAUUAUUUGCUUAGAGUCAAUGUUAUAUCAAUUUUUGUAGCGCUCUUCAACACCACAAAUCUGCUCACAAACAGUCAACUUCUGUAUUAGUCACAUGUAAAAGUAAAACCUCCAUUUCUUUUUCUUUUACUUUUUGAUAGUAAAUUACACAUGGUUUGUGAU